CGGCCCCGGCUCCGGCCCCCGCCCAGCCCCGCAUCCCCUCCCCGCCGGGCCGAGAUGGCGGAUCCAGCCGAAUGCAGCAUCAAAGUGAUGUGCCGGUUCCGGCCCCUCAACGAAGCUGAGAUCCUGCGCGGGGACAAAUUCAUCCCCAAAUUCAAAGGCGACGAGACGGUGGUGAUCGGGCAAGGAAAGCCAUAUGUGUUUGAUAGAGUGCUGCCACCCAACACCAGCCAAGAGCAGGUUUACAAUGCAUGUGCAAAGCAAAUUGUCAAAGAUGUCCUUGAGGGUUAUAAUGGGACAAUUUUUGCAUAUGGACAGACUUCAUCAGGAAAAACGCACACCAUGGAGGGGAAGUUACAUGACCCUCAACUCAUGGGGAUCAUACCAAGGAUCGCACACGAUAUUUUUGACCAUAUUUAUUCCAUGGAUGAGAACCUGGAGUUUCACAUCAAGGUUUCCUAUUUUGAGAUCUACUUGGACAAAAUACGGGACUUACUUGAUGUGUCCAAGACCAAUUUGGCUGUUCAUGAAGAUAAAAACCGAGUCCCCUAUGUAAAGGGGUGCACCGAGAGGUUUGUGUCAAGCCCUGAAGAGGUCAUGGAUGUGAUCGAUGAAGGCAAAGCAAACCGACAUGUGGCUGUGACAAACAUGAAUGAACAUAGCUCUAGAAGUCACAGUAUCUUCCUGAUCAAUAUUAAACAAGAGAAUGUGGAGACUGAAAAAAAACUCAGUGGGAAACUUUAUUUGGUUGAUUUGGCUGGGAGUGAAAAGGUCAGCAAAACUGGUGCCGAGGGAGCUGUUCUUGAUGAAGCUAAAAAUAUCAACAAGUCUUUGUCGGCUCUUGGAAACGUGAUCUCUGCCUUAGCAGAAGGAACAAAAACACAUGUGCCAUACCGGGACAGCAAGAUGACCCGGAUUCUCCAGGACUCUCUGGGAGGGAACUGCAGAACCACGAUUGUCAUUUGCUGUUCUCCUUCGGUCUUCAAUGAGGCUGAGACCAAGUCCACGCUGAUGUUUGGACAGAGAGCUAAGACCAUCAAAAAUACAGUCUCUGUGAAUCUGGAACUAACAGCAGAAGAAUGGAAGAAGAAAUACGAAAAAGAGAAAGAGAAGAACAAGACCUUGAAGAAUGUUAUCCAGCAUCUGGAGAUGGAGCUGAACAGGUGGAGAAAUGGAGAAGCUGUGCCUGAGGAUGAACAGAUUAGUGCCAAGGACCAGAAGAACCUGGAGCCCUGUGAUAACACGCCCAUCAUCGACAACAUCACGCCUGUUGUGGCCAGCAUCUCUGCCGAGGAGAAGGAGAAGUAUGAUGAGGAGAUCUCCAGUCUGUACCGACAGCUGGAUGAUAAGGAUGAUGAAAUUAACCAGCAGAGCCAGCUGGCUGAAAAGCUAAAGCAACAGAUGUUGGAUCAGGAUGAGCUUCUAGCUUCUACAAGGAGAGAUUAUGAGAAGAUACAGGAAGAGCUGACUCGCCUCCAAAUCGAAAACGAGGCAGCAAAAGAUGAGGUGAAGGAAGUGCUCCAGGCACUGGAGGAGUUGGCUGUCAACUAUGACCAGAAGUCACAGGAGGUGGAGGACAAGACCAGGGCCAACGAGCAGCUGACAGAUGAGCUGGCCCAGAAAACGACUACACUGACAACCACCCAGAGGGAGCUGAGCCAGCUGCAGGAGCUCAGCAACCACCAGAAGAAGAGGGCCACCGAGAUCCUGAACUUGCUGCUAAAGGAUCUGGGGGAGAUCGGGGGCAUUAUCGGCACCAACGACGUGAAGACUCUGGCAGACGUGAAUGGAGUCAUUGAGGAGGAGUUCACCAUGGCUCGCCUGUACAUCAGCAAAAUGAAGUCAGAGGUCAAGUCCCUGGUGAACCGUAGCAAACAGCUGGAGAAUGCCCAGAUGGACUCCAACAGGAAGAUGAAUGCCAGUGAGCGGGAGCUGGCAGCUUGCCAGCUACUCAUCUCCCAGCACGAAGCCAAGAUCAAAUCUCUGACAGACUACAUGCAGAACAUGGAGCAAAAGAGGAGGCAGCUGGAGGAGUCCCAGGACUCGCUCAGUGAAGAGCUGGCCAAGCUCCGAGCCCAAGAAAAAAUGCAUGAAGUCAGUUUCCAAGAUAAGGAGAAAGAACACCUGACACGGCUGCAGGAUGCUGAGGAGAUGAAGAAGGCGCUGGAGCAGCAGAUGGAGAGCCACCGCGAAGCUCACCAGAAGCAGCUGUCCCGACUUCGAGACGAGAUUGAAGAGAAGCAGAAAAUCAUCGAUGAGAUUCGGGAUUUGAAUCAGAAACUGCAACUGGAACAGGAGAAGCUGAGUUCUGAUUAUAACAAGCUGAAAAUAGAGGACCAGGAGAGAGAAAUGAAACUGGAAAAGCUCUUGUUGCUCAAUGAUAAAAGGGAACAAGCCAGGGAGGACCUCAAGGGGCUGGAGGAGACAGUGUCGCGAGAGCUCCAGACUCUUCAUAACCUCCGCAAACUCUUUGUCCAGGACCUGACCACCCGGGUGAAAAAGAGCGUGGAACUGGACAGUGAUGACGGAGGGGGCAGUGCUGCCCAGAAGCAGAAGAUUUCCUUCCUUGAAAACAACUUGGAGCAGCUCACCAAGGUGCACAAGCAGCUGGUCCGGGACAACGCAGACCUGCGCUGUGAGCUGCCCAAGCUGGAGAAGCGGCUGCGGGCCACCGCAGAGCGAGUCAAGGCCCUGGAGAGCGCACUGAAGGAGGCCAAGGAGAACGCCAUGCGAGACCGCAAGCGCUACCAGCAAGAGGUGGACCGCAUCAAGGAAGCAGUCCGAGCCAAGAACAUGGCGAGGAGGGCGCAUGCAGCCCAGAUUGCCAAGCCCAUCCGCCCUGGACAUUACCCAGCAUCAUCUCCAACAGCUGUCCAUGCCAUCCGAGGGGGAGGAGGCGGCUCUUCAAACUCCACUCACUACCAGAAGUAAAUGCAGAAUACGACUUCACGUAGCAUGACAAGCAAGGACUACAUUCAUCUCCAAUUCCUUUAUUUCCCCUUCGUAUACAGUUUCCAUUUCUUUUUAUACUGGCUUGCCCCCACCGUCUGCAGUACACCAGUUUCCGGUGUUCUGAGCUGUGUAGAAUUUCUGUGUGUACAGAUGCGUGCUUGGACUCUUCUCCUCCUGAGCCUGGAAGGAGACGGACAUGGUUACGAAAGGCCCCUCGCUACUCAGAGCCAUUACUGCUGACUCGGCCGUCCCUGCAGCACACUGUCCCACUGGGACCGCCUGCCGUGUCAUUUCCUCCCUGAAGGGGACAACCAAGUGCUGCAGAGGCUGUGGUCAUGCUCUGCCUCGACUGUCUGGUUUCCUGUAAAAUAAACACAUUCCUUUAUAUUUUUAGGCAACAAAAAGUGCUGCUGUAGGGUUCAAAGUUUUCAUUCUGAACACUUUUCCAAAAACAAAUGACCCCAGAGAGCACUUUGAAUAUCUUGGUCACAUCUUUGGAUCUGUAAUAUACACGUUUUAGUAUGGCACUAGUGAAAAUGCAAAGCAGAUUUCUUCAAGGCAGGAAAAACAGUCUGACAGUAGCAAUGUAGAGUUUGCUCAUUCAGACACAGCUGUGUGAACAGUCAUGAGAUUCGCCUCUGAGCUGUUUGCUCUUGAACCUGCAGCAACUAGUCUUGGCCAGCCCCGCUGGGCUCGACCCCCUUCUUGCAGAGCAAUGAAGACGCUACAGACUUGGGUGAGUGGAUGAAGCUGCCCUCCUCGCUUCUUCCUCCUGAUGCUUCUGGAGCCUGCCUCGGGAUGGCCUCCGGGUCCACAGAGUGGACCCGUCUUGUGCUUGAGGAGGUAUUCCUAAGGAAGUCCAGCAUCACUCCAGCAGUUGCAGAAGGGGGAAAGUCCUUGACAAAGUUUGUGCCUGUGUACACAUAAGUUGCCAUGAAUCAGUUCUCACUGUAUGUUAACUCAUCACUGCAAACUCUUCAUGUGAAUCUUCUCUUUGCUCUCUUUGGCACCAAAUAGGGUUUAUCUUCUAGGCACAAUUAGAAGGUAUCACUAUAGAUGGACCUUUUUUUUUUUUUUACAUUUAGUUAUUACUGCAUUUAAAUAUAUGAAUCUAAAGCUGACUCCCUUAAUUCCAGUUGGACAUAGUAAGUGAAUUGAUUUCUAAGUAGUAAAGUUUUCACAGACACUGUAGAAGAUUCUAAUAAGAUUAUCUUGUGUGCUGCUACUUGAUUCGACAAAUUUGUGGGUAAGUCAGUGACAACCUAAUCAAUCUUGGUUGAAAUCACCUAUCCUGUCAUCACAUAUGCCCAAGAAGUGCAAGCUGGCACUGUCCCCUACAGCAGUCACCACUGGAAUGAAGCGUAUGCCAGGGGAGACUGGGCUUUCUCGUGGCCAUGUGGGAUAUGGGCCGAAAUAGUUCAUAAAGUGUGUGUGUGUGUGUGUGUGUGUGUGUGUGUGUGUGUGUGUGUGCGUGCUCACGCAGGCAUGCAUGAAGUACUGAGGAUUGUGAGUUGAUGUCCAAACUCUUGUAUAAAGUCCUUAGCAAAGCAGCCCUGCUUUGACCUAAUUUAUUUGUUAAGUGUUUCAAUUUGUAUGGUUUUGUUCUGCAAGGAGGAGAGACAUUCUACUGAAAUAUUUAUUUCAUAAAGAUAAAGAUUUGCAUAUGUUUAAAUGUGUUCACCCUCUUUGAUUUUGCUGCCAUUUUCCCUACAAUGUAACUGCUUGGUCACUAUUUACCGUCUGAUAGAUGGGUCCAUGCAGGCAGGGUUUGUAAAACUGACCAGCCAAUAACAGGUGCAACAGAUUAUCUUGCUAUUCAGAUGUUUCCCUCUGACUUUCGAUGCCAAAACAUUGGCCUGAGAGGAUUGCUAAUUAAAUAAUCAUGAUCCAUACCAUCUCAUAUUGUCCAUUAGGCAACUGUGUUGCUAUGUAUAUGGAAAUUGGACACAGAUCAAUAACUUCUUUUCUUGGUUUUCAAUAAUGUCCAUCAUAAAAUGGUUUUAGAUUUUUCCCAAAAUCAUUUUUUCCCUGGGUACCCUUUUUGUACUUCUGAAGAAUUGCUUGGUCCUUUCAUGUUUCAAAAGGAAAGUUUCAUUUGUAGUUCUGAAUUGCUUGAUCUCUACAAGGGCCUUACAGAAUUCAGUUUACUUUUAUUCACAGAGAAAGUUGGCUUUGAUGUCUUUUAAAGAUAAUUCUGCUAGCUGCUGAUCAGCCAGUCAGUCCACCUAGCUUCAAUCUUUCCAAGACCUUUAAUCUAAUUUUCUCGUACUGUGACUAAAAGGUAGGCAGGUUGUUGGAAUGGAUUAUAUAGUUUAUGCCAGCGUAUCCCUAAAUAUUACUUUAUCUAUUAAUUAUGCUAUCAGGACAAUAUACUCUUAGGCCACUUUUUUCUUUAAAGGCCACAUUAAUGAAAAUUUCAUUGUUUAAACACUCCCUAUAAUCUACGUGUGAAACCCUGCGUUGGAGCUGCCGAGUACAUGGCAAUAUUUUUGGUAGUAUGGUGCUUCCUGGUGUGUAUGUUUGCGUGUUUUCCCCUAAGUAAUUUACUAUUUCUUGAACAUUUAUUCUGUGAUACUAUGGGAGGAUAGCUAGAGGGUUUACCUGCAAAGAGGUGGGUUGCUGAGCUAGGGAAUGUUGUUUGAGAUAGCAGGAUUUAUGGUUGGACCCCUUAACACCAAUGCAUUUUGGGCAAUUCCUAGGAAACUCUGUAUGCACCUGUCUUCAAAUGCUGUCCUGUUUGCUUUUUUGUGUGGGAUGUAGUAGACCAGAAAGAGUUAAAACUGUCCAAGGAAAUAGAAACAUAAGGUUAAGAAAAUCAGAAUUUAUAGAAAAUACUGGGUAAAUAAGGAAAUAAUGUUUAGAAUGUAGGUCCAGUGACUUUUGCAGGCCCUUACACUCAGGUAGGGAAGUGAUGGUUCUGUUCUAAAACACCACCAAGGCAUCCGCAGGACUGGGAGUGGGAGAGGUUUAUCAGCUCCGCUGUCCUGGAGGAACAGCGCAAAGUAAAUAAAACUGUUAAGCUCCCUCUUUGGAAGUGUGUGCUUUAGAAAGGCCGACACCAUUGUGACUCUGGAUAGAAGAAAUGCUGGGGAAGUCCGUCACCCAGAAGGUUUCACUUCUCUGUCUCACCCUGAUUAUCUUGAGCAAGCUAAAGGAACCAUCAUAAUUUUAAAAUUGUUCCAUACCACCAACAGUUCUGAGGUUUUAAACAUGACCAAGGGCCAGGUAACUGCUGAAAGAAGUACCAGUCCGUGAAGACUGCUUGCUUACCUGACAUUGUGUAUCAAUUUUAAAUACUUUCCAUGUGUGCAGAUGUAAGGGGAAUAGAGCUUUCUGUAGAAUUAUAUAUGUCUAGUUUGUAAAGUGUUUUGUGUACUGCAGAUGUGUGUUCUCUGGGCUUUAUGUAUCUGUACAGUAGUUUCAUUAAGAAAAUUAGUGGAAAAACUUGUUUCCAUGAUCUGAUGGGGAGAAUGGUGGUGUGUGUCAAGUAGCAAUCCUGUACGACAGUACGUGUCACGAGAUCUGGAAGUAACCCUCCCCUGGCCCAUGGAAAAUUUUGAUUAUCUCCUAGGUUCUAAAAUGAAGAUGUAUGGAUACUCUGGCAGACUGCAUGUUGUAUAAUUUGAAAAAUACUAAAACUGGACAAUAAAAUGGACUUAAACUUUG
This is a messenger RNA of Jaculus jaculus (lesser Egyptian jerboa), 6615 nucleotides long. RefSeq names its product kinesin family member 5C (gene Kif5c). Gene Ontology annotation, molecular function: microtubule motor activity; microtubule binding; ATP binding. The transcript has 26 exons. The coding region runs from base 55 to 2928 and encodes 957 amino acids. Gene Ontology annotation, biological process: microtubule-based movement. The record is from RefSeq and is a predicted model, not a curated record. Lineage: Eukaryota; Metazoa; Chordata; Mammalia; Rodentia; Dipodidae.